AUGUUAUACAGCAGACUCACCGCUCUAGCUAUUCUCUCGGGUUGCGCCAUCGCGGCCGAAACCCAUGACUUCUCACCCAGGGAGGACCAGGCGCGCACUAUAUACCAGUUUCCGAAUGAUACGUACGUGGAGAACAUAGCAAUUCGCCCGAAUGGACAGAUUCUUGUCAAUAUCCUCACCUCACCUCAAAUCUGGCUGGUUGACCCAGAGUUCCCUGGCAAGGCCGUGCUUGUUCACGAAUUCUCAGACGUGCUGGGACUGUCUGGUAUAGUCGAGUACCAGCCGGACGUGUUCGCAAUAGCGGGCGGAAACGUCUCCUUGAGCACUGGCGAGAGUAUUGUUGGCUCCUGGUCCAUCUGGAGCCUCGAUCUGGGCGGCUUAAAUAUUAGUUCAUAUGCGCCUGUCUCGGCACAGCUACCAAAAGUGAGCAAGAUUGCUGAUGUCCCGCCUGCAACAUUUCUCAACGGCAUGGCCCUGCUCUCGGGUCCGGAGAAACAGCUCCUCUUCGUUGGGGACGUCAAGACCGGGACCAUAUAUUCAGUCGACAUCGAUACCGGAGAAUAUGUAAUAGCGAUCAACAACACGUUCACAGCCCCUGGCCCUGAUUAUGCCUUCGGCGUCGCCGCAACGGACGGAUUACAAAUGUGUAAUGACACGCUGUAUUUCACCAACGUAGGUCAGAAGAAGCUGAAUAGGGUCCGCCUCGACGUUGACGGCACGCCGGCCGGGGAGUUCGAAACGGUUGCGCAGACAAUCACUCCGCUGGACCAGUGGGACGAUUUCGCACUCGAUCACGAAGGCAACGCGUGGAUGUCGACGGGAGGAGCAAACACGAUCCAGAAGAUCAAUACGCGGACAGGAGACGUCAAGAUCGUGGCUGGUGACGUGAACUCGACCGCCAUUGCAGAACCGACGUCUGCAAAAUUUGGAAGGCGUGAGAAUGAUGCGAUGGUCCUAUAUGUGACUACGGCCGGCGGGCUCGCGACGCCAGUAAACGGCGACAUUGUUGUUGGGGGCCAGGUCGUAGCCAUCAGGACCGAAUCCAGGGGCUGGUCUUAG
Molecule: messenger RNA, 1059 nt
Organism: Diaporthe amygdali
Lineage: Eukaryota; Fungi; Ascomycota; Sordariomycetes; Diaporthales; Diaporthaceae
Exons: 1
Coding region: 1-1059 (352 amino acids)
Source: RefSeq, a predicted model, not a curated record